Molecule: messenger RNA, 2878 nt
Organism: Anthonomus grandis grandis
Lineage: Eukaryota; Metazoa; Arthropoda; Insecta; Coleoptera; Curculionidae
Gene: Ankle2
Product: ankyrin repeat and LEM domain-containing protein 2 homolog
Exons: 11
Coding region: 169-2730 (853 amino acids)
Biological process (GO): negative regulation of phosphorylation
Cellular component (GO): endoplasmic reticulum
Molecular function (GO): protein phosphatase 2A binding
Source: RefSeq, a predicted model, not a curated record
UAAGUUUUUUUUUCAGUUAACGUGGAAAUUGUAAACAUUUGGAGAUUUUUGAUUAAUAGAAGAAUUAAAGAGCAAAAAACAAAAAGAGUUUUCCAUAAAUGGAUUCGAAAAUAUUGAAGUAAAUGUUGAUAUUGUUUUCAGACAGCUUUUGGAAUUUUGCAUUAUUUAAUGGAUCCAGAUGUGGCUGCCAAUCUAAAUGGGAGCAUUCCCGAAAGUAAUUCCAAACCCACAACAGUUUAUUUUGGUGUGCAUAUACCCAAUGAUGCAAAUAAUGGGGAAAAUAAUGUAUUUGAAGACAAAGAUUCAGCAUUAAAAGUUGCAAAAAAACAUAAAAAAUCCAGAUUCAAACCCUUUCAAUUUUACCAUGAAGCAGUAGAUUUUUCCCUAUAUGGGUCUGAGUUUCCUAAUAACAAUUCUAUGAUUGAUGGCAUUGAUGGAGAAAAGAAAGAGUUAACACCUUUGGGUGAGAAAGCCAGUCCUUUUCGAACACCCAGACCCCAAGAAUUGACUGAAUUCAGAAGCAAGAUUGAGAAUAACAACUUAAAUAGUGUUAUAGAGAUGAUAGAAUUGAAUCCUAAGUAUUUGGUUAGCAGUGGAGAUACUCCAUCUAUUUUACAGGAAGGUGCAAGACUUAAUGCUUUACAUGUAGUAGCCAAAGUAAAAAAUUCAGAAAUUGCAGAGUACAUUUUAAGCACGAUCAGUAAUCCGGAGUUUGUAAAAAGAUUGUAUGGAGAUGAUAAUCAGGACAAUGCCAAUCAAAGGUGUAAAAUGUUGUUAGACCUAUAUUUGAAUACUCCGAACAAAGGCUUUAACGAUACACCUCUUCAUAUUGCUUCCAAAUGGGGUGCCGACACAAUAGUUGAAGUGUUGCUGUCUUAUCCUGAAUGUGAUAAAUCAAAGAGAAAUAAGCAUAACAAAUUGGCUGAAGAUGUGAUAUGCGAAAGAGCUGAUCCUAAAACUCCCGCUUUUGUGAAGAAGAAAAUUCAGCAGCUAUUAUGUGAUAAUUAUUAUGUUCCUGUACUACGAACCGAAGACAAUACACUUCCACCCGUCGUUGGUGUGCCUUUUUCUCCUACUAGCCCUCCUGUACUAAACAAAGAUCCAUUGAGCCCCAGACUAGAAAUCCACGCAUAUGCCGGGCCUAUGGACAAAAAAGAAGCUGAAACUUUCCGAAAAGUAUGGAAAACUCCUCCGAGGUCUUUAAAUUUCAAUUCGCCAAAUGCCAAAAGUUCCCCAGUAGAAAACUUAACUGCCCUUAGACUCAAAGAUCCCGAAAAAGGGUUGGAAAGAUUAGGAAAAAAAUUAGCAAGCAAUUACCAAGUUAGUUGGCACGAAUAUUGGGAAUUUUUGGACUGUUUUGUUGACAUAUCUUCGGAAGAGGGCCUCAACUUGUUGGAGAGUCAUUUGAGGACCAAAGAGAAAGAUUUACAAGACAAAUUUCAAGAGUGGUCGCCUAUGUCACCUUUGUCACACCCGCCAACUGAAGCGGUAAGCCCUAUGAGCAGUCUUUGCAACGCUUUUUCAGCAUGUAAAUUAGACGAUACGAAUAGUCCGUCUUUUUUGACCGAAUGGAAAAGUCCAAUUGACCAGCAGCAGGUUUGCCGUCCGUUGGUAUAUGUUGACAAGGCUUGUCAGGUGUUCGCUAAUCGCCUGGUAACUAAUGUUUAUAGAAUAUUAAGAUGUAGCGAACGAGAGUACGAGAGCACUGUAAAAGUUUUACAAACCGACAUUAAACUUUUGGAGCUUCUCAUAAAUAGCUACAUGGAAGAUGAUAGGUUCACCGAAUGGGUGAACUUUCAAAAGGUUCAUUCAAGAUUAGCACAUUUAAUAGCAAAAAAACUAAGAGAGAGUUAUAAAGACUGUGACGAAUCCUUUUUAGUUAACAAAUUUGAAACCCUUUUGGAAAGCAUAGUGAAAAAAUCUGACUAUUUUUCUUCCGAUGAUGAGGGUGUCGAUUUCAAAAAGGCUCCAAACAAACCCACUGUAUAUAGGAAGCAAGUGGUUUGUCUAUUGUCCCGAAUAAAAUCCACACUUGAAAGUCACUCAGUUGUAUCCGAUAUAGAUGAUGAUCAUUUAACUAUUAAUGGAUGGCAUUUGUUUAACGUAUGUAACUGUGUAUUUCAUCCCAAAAAGCCGAAGAAAAAUAACUUGUCGAGAAACAAUAGUUUUAAAAAUCAUUUGAGAAAACCUAGGAGGUUUGACCUACAGAAUGUGUCCAAAAAGCUCUUCGUCGGUGACGACCUUUUAACCAAUAAUCAAUUUAUCGGUGCUAAUGGUGACCUGGGUUUUAAUUUGAGCAGUGACAGUUCUAAAUCAGAUACCGACGAUGAUUUUUACACACCUCCGUCGUCGCCUAGUAAAAUUCAAAGUGAGUCCGCUUCGGACUCUGAAGAUCAAUUUAGUGAUGCGGAACCCCCAAAGUUUGAUUUAUUUUUAGAAGGGGCUUUUCCAACAAAAACUGACUAUGCCGUUUUUAAUGCCCUCAAAUAUGCCGAUUGUGAUAUUGACCUUAAGAAAUAUCCGAUGGUUUUUAACUGGCAUCAUUCCAUAUUAUUAUAUAAAGAAUCGGAACGGCAAGCUUGGCCAAGUCCACACGGUAAACAACGAACUCCUGAACCAGCAAGCCCGGUAAAAAGUUGUGGAACGCCUAGGCCAUCCUGGCUCAGAAUAACAGGGACCAAUUCUCCGAGGGCUGCGAUAAAGUCGUUCAGCCCUUCACGUAAUUAUUAGUUUAUUGUGUUGACUCGCAUUUUAAUUGGAUUCUUACCAAAUUGUUAAAACUAAGGCUUAAAACAUAAGUUAUUCUAAGACUGGAUUAAAUAUUCAUUAUUAUUGCUUACCGCAGACUGAAUUAAUUUUAACGGAUUAGUUUGUUCCA